CCGGCAGGUUGUCUUGGCAACGGGAGGUGGAGAGGAGAUGCGCCGAGGGAUGGAGGUGUAUGUCACCGAGGAGGCUGCUGCGCUCCUGCCCCACGCCCUGGGCCCUUGAAGCCUGGAGAGUCACCGCCGAGGGAUGAGGACGCGCCAGCCCGGGGGGACGCGCCGGCUGCUUUCGCGGCCCCGAACGCGCAGCGCCCAGCAGCCGCGCCAAGCCUGACACGCUGUCCUCUCCCCUCGCGCACAGGGCUCUGCGAGUGACCCGGCGGGCGAGCUCCGUGCUGCAUGGAACGGCUGCAGAAGCAACCACUUACCUCCCCCGGGAGCGUGAGCCCCUCCCGAGAUUCCAGUGUGCCUGGCUCUCCCUCCAGCAUCGUGGCCAAGAUGGACAAUCAGGUGCUGGGCUACAAGGACCUGGCUGCCAUCCCCAAGGACAAGGCCAUCCUGGACAUCGAGCGGCCGGACCUCAUGAUCUACGAGCCUCACUUCACUUAUUCCCUCCUGGAACACGUGGAGCUGCCCCGCAGCCGGGAGCGCUCGCUGUCACCCAAAUCCACAUCCCCCCCACCAUCCCCAGAGGUGUGGGCGGACAGCCGGUCGCCUGGAAUCAUCUCUCAGGCCUCGGCCCCCAGAACCACUGGAACCCCCCGGACCAGCCUGCCCCAUUUCCACCACCCUGAGACCUCCCGCCCAGAUUCCAACAUCUACAAGAAGCCUCCCAUCUAUAAGCAGAGAGAGUCCGUGGGAGGCAGCCCUCAGACCAAGCACCUCAUCGAGGAUCUCAUCAUCGAGUCAUCCAAGUUCCCUGCAGCCCAGCCCCCAGACCCCAACCAGCCAGCCAAAAUCGAAACCGACUACUGGCCAUGCCCCCCGUCUCUGGCUGUUGUGGAGACAGAAUGGAGGAAGCGGAAGGCGUCUCGGAGGGGAGCAGAGGAAGAGGAGGAGGAGGAAGAUGACGACUCUGGAGAGGAGAUGAAGGCGCUCAGGGAGCGUCAGAGAGAGGAACUCAGUAAGGUUACUUCCAACUUGGGAAAGAUGAUCUUGAAAGAAGAGAUGGAGAAGUCAUUGCCGAUCCGAAGGAAAACCCGCUCUCUGCCUGACCGGACACCCUUCCAUACCUCCUUGCACCAGGGAACGUCUAAAUCUUCCUCUCUCCCCGCCUAUGGCAGGACCACCCUGAGCCGGCUACAGUCCACAGAGUUCAGCCCAUCAGGGAGUGAGACUGGAAGCCCAGGCCUGCAGAACGGAGAGGGCCAGAGGGGGAGGAUGGACCGGGGGAACUCCCUGCCCUGUGUGCUGGAGCAGAAGAUCUAUCCCUAUGAAAUGCUAGUGGUGACCAACAAGGGGCGAACCAAGCUGCCACCGGGGGUGGAUCGGAUGCGGCUUGAGAGGCAUCUGUCUGCCGAGGACUUCUCAAGGGUAUUUGCCAUGUCCCCUGAAGAGUUUGGCAAGCUGGCUCUGUGGAAGCGGAAUGAGCUCAAGAAGAAGGCCUCUCUCUUCUGAUGGCCCCCACCUGCUCCGGGACGGCCCCCUUACCCCUGCUACUUCAGGGUUUUUCCCCGGCGGGUUGGGAGGGGCAGGAGGUGGGGUGGAAAUAGGGUGGGCUCCUUUCCUCAGGUAGAGUGGGGGGCCAAAACCUCUGCAGUCCCCGGCAGUGAGCUACGGACUCUCUUCCCCCUCACAAGGCUGGGGGCCUCCUGCUCUCGUCCCUGGCCCUCCCUGCACAGGGCAAAGCCAGUCUGGGUUCUGGCACACAGAGUUCAUGUUUGCGCCCUCUCCCUGCCCCUCCCCCCAGAGGGUGAGGAGGAAUGAGGGGCAUUGGUGGUUAGGUCGGUUGGCUGUCUUGAACAGCUGGAGGGAAGAUGCAGGGGUGGGAAGUGGCCAGGCAGAAAGAGCUCCAGGCUCUUGUUUCGCCCACCCAGCCCUCCCAUACUCACUGCUGACAGCUUUCCUGCACUGCAGCCUCCUGCUCCUCUGACUCUAGUGGGAACAGGCCCCAGCUCAGCCUCCAGCAGGGAGGUCACCCCUCCACUUCAGCUUGCCCUGACCUCCGCUCGCAAACCCCGAGCUUCCAAGCCUUUUGCUCCAGCCCUGCGGCUUCCCCAGAAGCCUGGGCUUAGGGUGGAGAUGCCGCCUACACACGACCCUGGCCCUCCACCUGCCUCCAGGCCACGAAAUGGGAAUUCCAGCACUAAGCCAGGCACCGGGCAGAAGCUGGGCCUUCCGCCUCCCUUGGAUGGGGUCAAGAGGCCAGGCCUGGCACAUUUUGGAGUGUCCUGGCUACCAGCUCUCACCCACACCCACGCACCCCCCCACACACACUAUGCUCUCUCAAGAAUGUAAUUUAUUGGGGCCCCCCCAGCUGCUUUCCUCACCUGCCCCUGCCCUACCUUACACCCCCAGCUUGACUUCUUUCCAGUCCACGUGUGUAUAUAAUGAUAUCUAUAUUUUUGCCCAGGUCUGGGUAUUGCUCCUGCCCAGACCCUGGCAUCCCUUUCCACUGUGUGUGUGACCAUGCUGGGGGAGGGGGACUCUGCUUGGAAUUAAAAGUUUGCAUUGGGUCCCUA
Messenger RNA from Pongo pygmaeus (Bornean orangutan), 2564 nucleotides. It is a transcript of the gene DMTN, whose product is annotated as dematin actin binding protein. Lineage: Eukaryota; Metazoa; Chordata; Mammalia; Primates; Hominidae. The coding region runs from base 283 to 1500 and encodes 405 amino acids. Gene Ontology annotation, cellular component: actin cytoskeleton; plasma membrane. Gene Ontology annotation, molecular function: actin filament binding. The transcript has 16 exons. Gene Ontology annotation, biological process: cytoskeleton organization; actin filament bundle assembly; lamellipodium assembly. The record is from RefSeq and is a predicted model, not a curated record.